CGAGGCAUGUGAAGUGGUAGAUAUCCAUUCCAUUACAUAUAAAAGACUACCAACAAAGAUCGUGUGGAUAUCUCUGCCACCUUAAAGCAUUCUGUGAGUAUGGAACAACCUCUGGAUGUCAUCAUUAUUGGUGCCGGCAUCUCCGGCAUCAACGCUGCCUAUCGUCUGAAGUCUCAGAACCCUAAGCUUCGCUAUGUCAUUCUCGAAGCCCGCAGUAACCUAGGGGGCACCUGGGAUCUCUUCAAGUAUCCCGGGAUUCGCUCUGAUUCGGAUCUCUUUACAUUUGGCUUUUCUUGGAAGCCAUGGGACCAGGGAAACCCCAUCGCCGACGGGCCCUCCAUUGUCAAGUACAUGAACAAUGCGGCUGAGGAGCAUGGUGUAAAGAAGCAUAUUCUCUUCGAACAUCGUCUUCUCGGCGCGGACUGGUCGUCGACGGAGAACACCUGGUCUCUGAGCGUCGAGCAUGAAGGCCGAACCAAGCCAUUCUCGGCUCGGUUUAUAGUAUUUGGUACCGGGUAUUACGACUACCACACGCCUCUACAGAGUGAAAUCCCGGGGCUGGACAAGUUUCAGGGAGAGGUCAUCCACCCACAGUUCUGGCCCGAGGACUUAGACUAUAGCGGCAAGAAAGUUGUCAUCAUCGGUAGUGGUGCGACUGCUAUAACACUCCUUCCCAACCUAGCCGAGAAGGCUCAGCAUGUUACCAUGCUUCAGCGCAGUCCGACUUAUAUCCUUUCUCUCCCGAAUCAAAACCGUUCAUGGUUGAGCUAUAUUCUCCCCGCAGCCGUCGAUCGCAAAAUCCAGCGUUUGAGAUGGCUACUCUCUUCGCGCCUGUUCUUCCUCUUCUGCCAGGCCUUCCCAACAGUCUCCCGAUUCAUUCUCCGUUUGUCCGUCUCCCGCCAGCUGCCGUCACAUAUUCCUUUCGACCCUCAUUUUCGUCCGCGAUACAAUCCUUGGGAUCAGCGUCUUUGCGUAUGCCCCGAUGGUGACUUCUUUAAGAGCUUGCACACCGGUCGUGCAGAUGUGAAGACCGACACCAUCCGCGAGGUCACAGCCUCUGGCAUAGCCCUCGACUCGGGAGAGAAGCUGGACGCCGAUCUGAUCAUCACAGCCACUGGCCUGAAGCUACAACUUGCGGGCGGAGCCUCGCUCACGGUUGACGGCAUCCCUCAAUAUAUUCCCGAGAAGUACAUCUGGCACGGAGUCAUGUUGCAAGACCUUCCCAAUGCUGCUUUUGUCAUCGGCUACACCAACGCAUCUUGGACAUUGGGCGCUGACGCCACCGCGCAGUUCCUCUGCCGACUUCUCAAGGAAUUGGAUCAACGGGGCGCCAAAGCCGUCGUGCCACGGUUGAGUCCCGCCACUGCAAAAGAGAUGCAACCACGUCGACUGCUGAAUCUCAAUUCUACCUACGUGACUAAGGCAGAGCGGCACCUACCCAAGGCGGCUGACAGGGGACCAUGGCUGCCAAGGGAUAAUUAUCUCGAUGACAUCAAGUUUGCGAAGAAAGGCCGGAUCGACGAGGACAUGGAGUUUUUGGGUGAGAAGAAAUUGCUGUAGCUUGGAUAUAUGAAUCCCCCCUUUUCCAUUCGAGUUAAGAAGAUUGAGAGGUUUCUGUUUGUUUGUUUAAACAUGUUUAUAGCCACGUCUUACGAAUGUCG
Molecule: messenger RNA, 1661 nt
Organism: Aspergillus alliaceus
Lineage: Eukaryota; Fungi; Ascomycota; Eurotiomycetes; Eurotiales; Aspergillaceae
Product: flavin-containing monooxygenase
Exons: 1
Coding region: 100-1560 (486 amino acids)
Molecular function (GO): NADP binding; flavin adenine dinucleotide binding; N,N-dimethylaniline monooxygenase activity
Source: RefSeq, a predicted model, not a curated record